Polypterus senegalus (gray bichir) is the source of this 1357-nucleotide messenger RNA. RefSeq names its product protein ANTAGONIST OF LIKE HETEROCHROMATIN PROTEIN 1. The transcript has 3 exons. Lineage: Eukaryota; Metazoa; Chordata; Cladistia; Polypteriformes; Polypteridae. The record is from RefSeq and is a predicted model, not a curated record. Bases 151 to 1272 code for a protein of 373 amino acids.
GGUUCGUUUCUCUACACAAAGCGGCCAUGUAAAAUGUUUCAGCUUCCGUAGUAGCUAUUUACUCAUACUGCGAUAUAUGUAAAUUGUAAUGAAUGUUUAAGUGACCUUUUUGUUUUUCGUGAAAGAAAGGCAUAUGUGCGCUCCAUUGUCAUGGAAAUUGGUGAGAGUAACGCAGCGAUGGAGGCAAUUAUUGCAUUUCUUGUCGCUGAGGAGAUCGAUGAGAUUGAAGCACCAGUAAUUUCUUUUGCUCUACAACAUCUUCAGGAUGCAGCGGUAAAAGCUGAGUUGAAAACUUCCAAGUUCCUUUCACAGGUUGUUCCAAAGUACAGCCUCAGUGAGUUUCAGAAUCAUUUUCGACUGACUCCACGGCAAGUUGAAGAAUUAAUUGCUGAAUUGCACCCAUUUUACAGUAAUCAGCGAGGGACAAAAUGGCCACUAAGGAAUGUUGUUAUGGCGAGUUUGUGGACUUUAUCAAACCAGGAGUCCUACAGAGAGGUAGCAGUCAGGUUUGAAACCAGCAAAUCUGUAAUUUGUUCUCAUCUCCAUGAGUUCUGUUCUCUGGUUUCAGAACAUCUGUCGCACAAAAUAUCCUGGCCAACGGGGACCCCAGCGAUUGAGAAUGCAGAGCAUUUUCUACUGUUUGGCUUUCCCAAAACUGUCGGUGCAGUGGGCGGAUAUCAAAUUCCAAUUGAAAAACCCCAAAAUGUUGAGGAUCCAGAUGCAUAUUACAAUACACGGCAGCAUUACUCCAUCAAUCUAACAGCCUUUUGUGAUUAUAAGUGUAGGUUUAUCCAUAUAAACAUUGGUUAUCCUGGUAGCUGGGAUAAUGCCUGUAUCUUUCAAAUGACAGAUGUCGCCAAAAUACUUGAAGGGGACCCUCAAUCUCUUAUACCUGAAGGUUUUCACAUAAUUGGACACACAGAUUAUCCUCUUUCGGAGUAUAUGAUGACUCCUUUCGUGGACAAUGAAAAUCUGACAGAACAACAGAAGAAUUACAACACUAAACUAUUAUCAGCCCUGACGGUGGUAGAGAAGGCAUUUUAUUUGUUAAAGAAUCGUUUUCGCAGACUUGAAGCCUUAAAGAUGAGCUCCAUUCGUUACAUCAGCACUGCGGUUAAAACCUGCUGCAUACUGCACAAUAUCUGCUUGGAAAUAUCAUCAGACCUGGAUGUGAACAUAACUGACCUCCAAGAGACAACAGGGCUUCAGCCAGCACCUGUGGCUAACGAAAAUGGCAUUAUAAAAAGGGAUGAAAUCGCUGCUUCAUUGUAAUGACUACUUUACAGAAUCUGAUAUCAUAAGAUUUUUAUUUUUAACACUUGUAUUUUUGGUAAUAAAAUUAUCAAGGAAAGUGAAA